Molecule: messenger RNA, 789 nt
Organism: Priceomyces carsonii
Lineage: Eukaryota; Fungi; Ascomycota; Pichiomycetes; Serinales; Debaryomycetaceae
Gene: RKI1
Product: ribose-5-phosphate isomerase
Exons: 1
Coding region: 1-789 (262 amino acids)
Biological process (GO): pentose-phosphate shunt, non-oxidative branch; D-ribose metabolic process
Cellular component (GO): intracellular membrane-bounded organelle
Molecular function (GO): ribose-5-phosphate isomerase activity
Source: RefSeq, a predicted model, not a curated record
AUGCUAGCUGUAACGAGAGCGAGACAGAUUGCUAGACAUAAAAUACUUGAAGGCAUAAGUUCAAAAUACAGGAUGUCGACUGGAUCGUUAGUUGAAAAGGCUAAGAAGACUGCUGCUUACAAAGCAGUAGACGAGAACUUCCCACAUGAUGCCAAAGUUGUCGGUAUUGGAUCUGGAUCUACUGUUGUUUAUGUUGCUGAAAGAUUGGGGCAGAUGAAGAAAAAGGAUAGUUUUAUUUGUAUUCCCACAGGAUUUCAAUCGAAACAAUUGAUUAUAGACGAAGGCUUGCGAUUAGGAGCUGUUGAACAGUUUCCUAAAAUUGAUGUUGCAUUCGACGGUGCAGACGAGGUUGAUACUGAAUUAAACUUGAUCAAGGGAGGUGGGGCAUGUCUAUUCCAAGAGAAGCUUGUGGCUGCUUCAGCAGAUAAGUUUAUUAUAGUUGCGGACUAUCGUAAGCGCUCCACAAGCAAAUUGGGCAUUAAUUGGACAAAAGGUAUUCCUAUUGAAGUUGUUCCGAACUCCUAUGUGAAGGUUUCAUCCGAGUUGAAAAAAUUAGGUGCUAGGGCGACUAACUUAAGACAAGGUGGUUCUGCGAAAGCUGGUCCUGUCGUGACUGAUAAUAACAAUUUUUUGAUUGAUGCAGAUUUUGGAGAAGUUCAGGACCCUAAAACUUUACACAAGAACAUCAAGCAGUUAGUGGGAGUUGUAGACACAGGAUUAUUUGUAGAAAUUGCAGAUAGAGCUUACUUCGGAGAAGAGAAUGGAGAUGUAAGUGUAAUGACUCGUUAG